Pipistrellus nathusii (Nathusius's pipistrelle) is the source of this 2298-nucleotide messenger RNA. The record is from the annotation of a GenBank genome assembly. Lineage: Eukaryota; Metazoa; Chordata; Mammalia; Chiroptera; Vespertilionidae.
AUGACAACCUAUUUGGAAUUUAUACAACAAAAUGAAGAACGAGAUGGAGUACGAUUUAGUUGGAAUGUUUGGCCAUCAAGUCGGCUGGAAGCUACAAGAAUGGUUGUUCCAGUAGCAGCCUUAUUUACACCACUAAAGGAGAGACCUGAUUUACCACCUAUUCAAUAUGAGCCUGUUUUGUGUAGUAGGACCACUUGCCGUGCAGUUUUGAAUCCUUUAUGUCAAGUGGAUUAUCGAGCAAAACUCUGGGCUUGCAACUUUUGUUAUCAAAGAAACCAGUUUCCACCUACUUAUGCUGGUAUAUCUGAACUGAAUCAACCUGCUGAACUUUUACCUCAGUUUUCUAGCAUUGAAUAUGUAGUUCUGCGUGGCCCUCAGAUGCCUUUGAUAUUCCUCUAUGUGGUUGAUACUUGCAUGGAAGAUGAAGAUUUACAAGCUUUGAAGGAAUCUAUGCAGAUGUCAUUAAGUCUUUUACCACCUACAGCCUUGGUUGGACUUAUUACUUUUGGGAGAAUGGUGCAGGUUCAUGAACUUGGAUGUGAGGGCAUUUCAAAAAGUUAUGUCUUCAGAGGAACAAAAGAUCUGUCUGCCAAACAACUGCAGGAAAUGCUGGGGCUCUCUAAAGUACCUGUUACUCAAGCAACACGUGGUCCUCAGGUACAGCAGCCACCUCCUUCAAAUAGGUUCUUGCAGCCAGUACAGAAAAUAGACAUGAAUCUCACAGAUCUUCUGGGGGAAUUGCAGCGAGACCCUUGGCCUGUAUCACAGGGAAAGAGACCUUUGCGUUCUUCUGGGGUGGCACUUUCCAUAGCAGUAGGACUACUUGAGUGUACUUUCCCCAACACUGGUGCCCGUAUCAUGAUGUUCAUUGGUGGUCCAGCCACUCAGGGGCCAGGAAUGGUGGUUGGAGAUGAAUUGAAGACACCUAUAAGAUCAUGGCAUGACAUUGAAAAAGACAAUGCCAAAUAUGUUAAAAAGGGAACUAAGCAUUUUGAAGCACUGGCUAAUCGAGCUGCCACGACUGGUCACGUCAUUGAUAUUUAUGCAUGCGCAUUAGAUCAGACAGGUCUCCUGGAGAUGAAAUGCUGUCCCAACCUUACUGGAGGAUACAUGGUAAUGGGUGAUUCUUUUAAUACUUCCUUAUUCAAGCAAACUUUUCAAAGAGUCUUCACCAAAGAUAUACAUGGACAGUUUAAAAUGGGUUUUGGUGGUACAUUAGAAAUAAAGACCUCAAGGGAAAUAAAAGUUUCAGGAGCUAUUGGACCCUGUGUGUCUCUCAAUUCUAAAGGACCCUGUGUGUCUGAAAAUGAGAUAGGAACAGGUGGCACUUGUCAAUGGAAGAUAUGUGGGCUUAGUCCCACUACAACCUUAGCCAUAUAUUUUGAGGUUGUCAAUCAGCACAAUGCUCCAAUUCCUCAAGGAGGGCGUGGUGCAAUUCAGUUUGUGACUCAGUAUCAGCAUUCAAGUGGGCAGAGACGCAUUCGAGUGACCACCAUUGCAAGGAACUGGGCAGAUGCUCAAACUCAAAUCCAGAACAUUGCUGCAUCUUUUGACCAGGAGGCUGCUGCCAUUCUUAUGGCCAGGCUGGCAAUAUAUAGAGCAGAAACAGAGGAAGGCCCAGAUGUGCUUAGAUGGCUAGACAGACAGCUCAUUCGACUGUGUCAGAAAUUUGGAGAGUAUCACAAAGAUGAUCCAAGUUCCUUCAGAUUUUCAGAAACUUUCUCCCUUUAUCCACAGUUUAUGUUUCACUUAAGAAGGUCUCCUUUCUUGCAAGUUUUUAACAAUAGCCCUGAUGAGAGUUCAUACUAUCGUCAUCAUUUUAUGCGUCAAGACCUGACCCAAUCUCUAAUCAUGAUUCAACCUAUUCUCUACGCAUAUUCUUUUAGUGGACCACCAGAGCCGGUUCUUCUUGAUAGCAGCAGCAUUCUUGCAGAUCGUAUUCUUCUGAUGGACACAUUCUUCCAGAUUUUGAUUUAUCAUGGUGAGACCAUAGCCCAGUGGCGCAAGUCAGGAUACCAGGACAUGCCAGAAUAUGAAAAUUUCCGCCACCUUCUGCAAGCCCCAGUGGAUGACGCCCAGGAGAUUCUUCACUCCAGGUUUCCAAUGCCGAGAUACAUCGAUACUGAACAUGGCGGCAGCCAGGCCCGUUUUCUGCUUUCAAAAGUCAACCCUUCACAGACUCAUAAUAAUAUGUAUGCCUGGGGACAGGAGUCUGGAGCACCUAUUCUCACAGAUGAUGUUAGUUUACAAGUGUUCAUGGAUCAUUUGAAGAAACUUGCUGUGUCAAGUGCUGCUUGA